CAGAUAAGACUCCCUCCUUCUCUUUACCCCUCUUCUUCUUCUUCUUCUUCUCAGUCUCAGCUGUCUCCCUCCCCCAAAAAUGGCGACUUUCGCUUCUCCGGCUUCCAUCUCCUUCCUCUCCUCUUCGCUCUUCGCCGCCGCCACCGCCCACCGCAAAACCCUCAAGUCCGCCGCCCUCCCCCGGCCCAGUUCCUCGAAACCCGCUCCGAGGCCCCUCUCCGUCGCCGCCGAGCUCGCCACGCUCCCCGUCCUCAACUUCUCCGGCGAGAAGGUCGGCGAGACCUACCUCGACCUCAGGGCCGCGCCUCCCGAGACGGCCCGCGCCGUCGUGCACCGGGCCCUCAUCACCGACCGCCAGAACAAGCGCCGCGGCACGGCCUCCACGCUCACUCGCGGCGAGGUCCGCGGGGGCGGCAGGAAGCCCUACCCGCAGAAGAAGACCGGCCGGGCCCGCCGGGGCUCCCAGACCACCCCGCUCCGGCCCGGGGGAGGCGUCAUCUUCGGCCCCAAGCCGCGGGACUGGUCCAUCAAGAUCAACCGGAAGGAGAAGCAGCUCGCGAUCUCGACCGCGCUGAGCAGCUCGGCCGGGAGCAUGACGGUCGUGGAGGACUUCGGGGACAAGUUCGCGGCGCCGAAGACGAGGGAUUUCGUGGAGGCGAUGCGGCGGUGGGGGUUGGACCCGAAGGAGAAGUCGAUGUUCCUGAUGAUGGAGGUCGCGGACACCGUGCAGCGCUCUAGCCGGAACAUCGGGACUCUUAAGAUGCUGACGCCGCGGACGCUGAAUUUGUUCGACAUCUUGAAUGCCGACAAGCUGGUGCUCACGCCCGAGGCUGUGAAUUUCUUGAAUGCGAGGUAUGGGGUCGAUUACCAAGGCGACAGCGAAGAGGAUGGAGAUGAAGAGGAGGGCGAGGAAGGAGGCGAGUCUGAUGAGAACUGAUCUAGAUGAUGCUAAGUGCAACAUUCCCUCAACCAUUUUUAAGCUCCCCUGACCUGAUGACCUUGAAGCUAUACUCUGCAUUGCGUAUGCACAUUUUGCAAUUCGAAAUUGCUGCAGAUCUGGCUGAGGGUGGUAACUUAUUGUCAAAUUCUUCGAUAUUCAACUGUAUGAAAUGUGUUGUAGUUAAGGUUUUUUUCUGCGUAAUUCUUUUCCGCCCAAUUUGUUCUCUUUGGUCUGUCAGUCUGAAUUUUGCCGUCUCAGAUACAGCUCUCUAGGCCUUUAUCUUUCUCACAUGAGAAGUGCAUAUGUUCCUCUUCUGUGUUCUGUCAUUACGUCCUGUGGUCAGUCCAUUCAAAAAAGCGCUCCUUGUAUUUCCAACCAAGUGCCGAAAUAGAAAGAUGAGAAUUGGAGACUUUCUGAUCA
This is a messenger RNA of Syzygium oleosum, 1360 nucleotides long. Its product is annotated as 50S ribosomal protein L4, chloroplastic. Gene Ontology annotation, molecular function: structural constituent of ribosome. Gene Ontology annotation, biological process: translation. The record is from RefSeq and is a predicted model, not a curated record. Bases 80 to 937 code for a protein of 285 amino acids. Lineage: Eukaryota; Viridiplantae; Streptophyta; Magnoliopsida; Myrtales; Myrtaceae. The transcript has 2 exons. Gene Ontology annotation, cellular component: ribosome.